GGUAGCUAACAGGUUAUACAAAGAAAGCCUGGUUAUGUUCAGCGAGAUUCGUAGGCUAGCCUAUAACCUACCCCACUGCUUCCUGCAAAACUCAAUCGAAGGAAAUGGAAUAUUGGGCCCAGAUUGAAAAUGGGAAAGAAGUUAUUUGUUAUCCUGUGUAUUGUGGUUGCCAUCUUUACCAUACUCUUUCUGGAAAAGGAUCUGUCUUGGCCAUCUGAAGGUCAUUUUAAAGAUUUUUAUUUUGAGACAUGGACUACAAACUCAAGCUCUACAAAUGGGAUUAAUGGCACUCUUAUUGACUCAGCUGAAUGGCUGUCCCUGAUGACGGAAAUUGAGUGGCCUCACCCCACUGAUGUGUUAACUUCAGUAGAUGUAGCCACUGACCCAGAUCAAUGCUCUUGCACUGUGAUUCAUCCUGAUGCAACCCAUAGAGUAGGAGACUAUGUAACUGUUGAAGUCUUUACAAGGGAUGCCAAGGGCAGGCGAAAAAACUAUGGGGGUGACUUCUUUCAGGCAAAGCUUUAUAAUACUGAGCUGAAAGCUAGCACAUUCGGCCAAGUGACUGACCACCGCAAUGGCAUGUACACCAUUCAAUUAGCCUUACUGUGGCCUGGCACAGCAACAGUCUCUGUGCGUCUGAUCCAUUCCAGCGAAGCAGUCCAUGUCCUGGCCAGGCAAAGAGACCAGGACCCGGACAAGGUUUACUUCCUGGGGCACUUCAGAGGGAGAGGCCUGGAGGAAACAGUGCAUUGCAAUGCCGAAAAGAGUCCCAGGCUCAUAGGGGACGGCAGCAACUGCUGCUGCACAUUCUCUGACCCGCUGACGGAGGAGACCUGGAUCUGUCGUAAGCCGAACAAGCUGCCCUGCAGUGCCUGGACUGAGCACAGCUUUGGGGGCUACCAGGCCAGGCUCUCGGGGUUGGAGUCAAGGCUUCUCAACAGGAGUUCAACUGACAUUACACUGCCAGAAUGUAAUAUAGUCCUUCAUGUUCAACAACAGACCUUGAAAACAUCACACAAAGGAAAGUGUUUGCCAGGUUUGGACACUCCUGUUCCUGCUGGGUUUUUUCUCCAGGAUAAAUGGAUGUCUUUGGUUUGUGAAACUCAGUCAUUCCCCUCAGUGGAACAGAUUUCUGCCUGCGUGAAGGACAAAUACAUUAUUAUGAUGGGAGACUCAACUCUGCGACAGUGGUUUGAAUACCUCCUUCAAACAGUGCCAACCUUGGAGAAGCUAAACCUCUUCACCUCCCAGAAGUCGGGCCCUUUUGUGGCGGUGGACAUGGCAAGCAAUAUUGUUCUUAAGUGGCAAGCCCAUGGCCUUCCAUUACGCUCGCACAAGACUCCCCGUGCCGACUUGCACUACAUUGCAAAUGAACUGGAGCGCCUGCCAGGGGGGGAGCACACCGUGGUGGUCUUCACCAUAUGGGCCCACUUCACCACCCACCCGCUGAGCACCUACAUCAGGCGCCUGUCCAGCAUUCGCCGGGCGGUGGUCUCUCUACUCCGACGCUCCUUCGGUCGCACCCUGGUCGUCAUCAAGUCGGCCAACACAGGGUACAAGGACGUGUACGGCAGCGACUGGCUGAGCUGGCAGCUCGACCGUGUGCUUCGCGCCAUGUUCCGAAACCUUCCUGUGGUCAUCCUGGAUGUAUGGCAGAUGACCUCAUGUCACUAUGCACCAGACCAUAUCCACCCUCCAACUGUGGUGGUGAGAAACGAGGUGGAGCUCUUCCUGUCAUUUGUGUGCCCAAACUAGGAAUGAGAGCUUGAGAGCAAGUGUGUGUGUGUGUGUGUGUGUGUGUGUGUGUGUGUGUGUGUGUGUGUGUGUGUGUGUGUGUGUGUACAGUAUGUGUGUGUGUGUGAGUGAGUCAGUGAGUGUACAGUAUGUGUGUGUGUGUGUGUGUGUGUUAGAGAGAGAGAGUGAAAGAGAGAGAGAGAGAGGUUAAGAGUUGACUGGAUAUUUUAAAGAAGAAUCCGCACACUUCAAGUCUUUGUGCAAAAAAGUUUAAAGCUUUACUGAGUGCUAGCUUUCGGUCGUUAGACCUUCAUCAGGCAGAGUGAUUAAUGGCAAUUUUAAUUAAAAAAAAAAAUGAAAUAUGAAAUAAAUAGAUAUAGCAAUAAAUACAAGUUGAAAUGAAUAAAUGAAAGAAUAAAUAAAUAAAAUGUGAAAUAAAUGAAUAAAUAAAAGGUUAAAUGUAAAACCUUAUAUACAUUGACAUUUACAUUCCAUGAUGCACGGUCUUGAAAUGCGCCAUGAAAUAAAUAAAUACGUCAGUCACCCAUCAAGGCAGGACCUAGCCACUGAUAGGUUGCUGCCAGGGGGAAACUUUUUUGUACUGUAUGAGAAGGAUUCGCCAAUGGAACGAAAUGGGAAAAAGUAAUAAGAAAUUAAUUAUAUUAAAUAUGAAUAUGAACAUGUA
This is a messenger RNA of Sardina pilchardus (European sardine), 2419 nucleotides long. Its product is annotated as NXPE family member 3-like. The record is from RefSeq and is a predicted model, not a curated record. Bases 130 to 1755 code for a protein of 541 amino acids. NCBI's taxonomy places the organism in Eukaryota, Metazoa, Chordata, Actinopteri, Clupeiformes, Clupeidae. The transcript has 6 exons.